AUGUCUGUGUGGUUGACGCUGGUGAAGAGUUCGCAUUGGGGUCUCGGGUGCAACCAGAAAUCUAUUUUUCUUCAAGUGAGAAACUCGCGGACAGAUUCGACGGAGGAGGACAAGCGAAGCGAUGAUAGCCGCCCACUUAGCCAUGCUUCAGACUUCAGCAGGGACAAUAUACUGUCACUCAGUAACGCACCCCGACGCAGCCGGCGUGGUGUCGCCCCCUACAGUGAGUCACAACGGCCGCUUACCAGGUACCUGCCGGUCGACAGAGAUGACUUCGAUUUACGCAGACAUGUUGAGUCUGCCGGUCACCAGGUAGAGGUGUGCCCCUACGUAUCAGUGACACCAACGUCGUGCCGCGGGUAUCUGCACAAGCUCGGCGCCAAGUUCCACACAUGGUCCAAAAGGUGGUUCGUUUUCGAUAGAGAAACGAAAACGUUCGUCUACUACUGGGACAAGAGUGAGAAGAAACCCAGAGGAGGAGCCUACUUCCAAGUUAUAGAAGAAGUUUAUCUAGACCAUGGCAACACUUCGAAAUCGCCGAACCCCCUUACUACCUUCAUAGUGAAGACCAGACAACGUCGCUACUACCUCAUGGCACCAUCGGGAGAAGCAGCCAGGAUCUGGAUAGACGUCAUCUUCACAGGAGCGCAGGGUUACACAGAGUACCUCGAGUGA
This is a messenger RNA of Arctia plantaginis, 675 nucleotides long. Lineage: Eukaryota; Metazoa; Arthropoda; Insecta; Lepidoptera; Erebidae. The record is from the annotation of a GenBank genome assembly.